AUGCCACCGCCGAACCGGCACGUUCCGUCGCGCGCAUCACAAAUACCAGUGAUAGGAUACCACCUAGAGAACCGAAGGAUCAAGCGCGCUGCCACGAGCGACGACACAUAUCUCCAACUCAGCGAGUACUCUGAUGUCCAUCAUCCUCUCCCUCCAAAGUUGAAGACUUGGGGCGUUGGUCAAGGGAAAUCGAAAUGGAGGAGGAGCAUUCUGCCUUUCCGCCAAUAUAAAAACGAAGGAUUUUGGAUUCACAAUAUGCUAGCUGAUGGGGACAAAAAUAAUUCGCAGAGCAGUGUAAACUCUGGAGCUCUGUUCGCCCCUACCAGGCCGCAGCGACCACGCCGUGAUUCUCACACGAAGAUCAUCAUCGGAUUGGAGAGCGAUGACUUUCCAGAUCCAAAACCCCCAGAAAUAGUCACUGUCGUGGAAACAUCACAGUCAUUGCGAAACAGUAACAACAACGUUGAAUCAAUGACGCCCACCCCGUUUCCACGAAGCCUUCACGAUCCGCUGAGCCCACAGAACCCGACUGUAUACUCAACACCGUCUUCGCCGGAUCCACUGAACGUCGAUCAAGGCAGAAAGAAGUCGCUCCAGCAAAUGAAUACCGACAAGCCAUGUCCACCUCUCCCUCUACGACCUCGGCCACAUCAGACACCCGCACUGGAGCAGCCUAUGCCCUCACCGGCACUGGAGCAGUCUAUGCCCUCACCGGCACUGGAGCAGUCUAUGCCCUCACCGGCACUGGAACAGCCUAUGCACUCGCCGAUACUGGAGCAGUCUAUGCACUCACCGACACAGGCGGAACGACUAGAUCCAGCAUCAUUGACGUUGUGGGAGUACAUUGCCUGGUUCGAGUCUACCUCAAUCACGCAUCCCAAUUUCGCAGACGACACGGUGCAAGAAAUUGAAUAUAUGCGGUCCUGGUUCAAGAAGGCUGGCGGGGUCAUCUCUAAAGAUCGUAUCAUUCGUGAUCUCCAAAAUGAUUGGGAUGAUAUAUGCAAAUGCUUGAACGCAUUUGGCAAACAAAAGAGUGCGAGGACUCUGAACAGUGCGCGGCUGCUGGGGCAGGUGGUGAUGAAACUUCAGUUGAAGAAGAGUGUCAGCCAGAGAUGUCAAUAGGCCAAUCCAACAUUAGUUAAC
Messenger RNA from Aaosphaeria arxii CBS 175.79, 1143 nucleotides. RefSeq lists its product as uncharacterized. The record is from RefSeq and is a predicted model, not a curated record. The transcript has a single exon. The coding region runs from base 1 to 1122 and encodes 373 amino acids. NCBI's taxonomy places the organism in Eukaryota, Fungi, Ascomycota, Dothideomycetes, Pleosporales.